AGCGGACGCUGAUUUCGGGCAGGUAAUAAAAAUGAAAGUCGAGGGCGAGGCGGCGGCGAAAAAAUGUGUGCAGAGGUUUGAAGUUACAGACUGGAUUUGUGACGUGGUUUUUACAGCACCGGAGCGGGACAGAGAAGCAAACAGUGAGCAGUAAAAUGCGCCGCAGCACUGGGGUCGUUUCGUGUUUCGGAGCGACCUUUUGACUGUUGUCCCGAGAGAUAAGUGUCCGGCUGAAUGUGCCCUUGUUUUUGCUCCCCCUUUUUUUUUAUGAGUUCAUGAGCUAGACGAGAUGACUAAUCAUCUGGAGCUUGAGGAAUGAUUGGACUGUGAAGGGUUGUACACCUCCUUGAAUGAACGGGCAUUUCGCUUUUAGGAUACCAAAAGGAAAACUUUAGCAUUCACUCACGGGAUGUGUGUUCAAUGACACUUGGGUUUUUUCUGAAUCUCUGAAUGCUUUGGAAUAUUUCACUUGAAGAUUUUUCCUGUUACCCUGGUGUGGAUUAGGCUUCUUCUUCUUUUUUUUUUUUAAACGUAUUUAUUGCUGAACUGGCCGCUAUCUGACAGUUUAAACAUGGCACUUUAUGUAGAGGGUUUGUGUAGGGGAGCACCCACCAAAGGUAUGGCUCAGUUCCAGGAAAUGAUGCGGCAGCAGCUGGAGAGCUCCAUGCACGCCGAGCUGGAGAAACUUCUGGGCUCCGCGGGGGCCGAGAAAGAGGUUUCCAAGAAGGACUUUGAGGGCUUCAAGAACCUCUACCACAGAUUCCUGCAGGUGAAGGGGCCAUCGGUGGAGUGGAUCAAGAUCCAAAGACCUCCGGAAGACUCUAUCCAGCCCUAUGAUAAGAUCGCGGCCCGCGGGCUGCCGGACAGCGUGGCCGACAGCCUGAACAAGCUGGUGGUGGUGAAGCUGAACGGGGGUCUGGGCACCAGCAUGGGCUGCAAGGGCCCCAAGAGCCUGAUCAGCGUCCGCAACGAGAACACCUUCCUGGACCUCACAGUGAAGCAGAUAGAGCACCUGAACAAGACGUACAACACCGACGUCCCCCUGGUCCUCAUGAAUUCCUUCAACACAGACGAAGACACCAAGAAGAUCCUGCAGAAGUACACGCACCACCGGGUCAAGAUCCACACCUUCAACCAGAGCAGGUACCCUCGCGUGAACAAGGAGUCCCUCCUGCCGGUGGCCACCAACCUGAGCAUGGCGGGGCCCAACGCGGAGGCCUGGUACCCCCCCGGCCACGGCGACGUCUACGCCAGCUUCUCCAACUCGGGGCUGCUGGACCAGCUGAUCGCGCAGGGCAAGGAGUACAUCUUCGUGUCCAACAUCGACAACCUGGGCGCCACGGUGGACCUGCACAUCCUGCACCACCUGGUGAGCCAGCCCAACGGCCGCCGCUGCGAGUUCGUCAUGGAGGUCACCGACAAGACGCGCGCCGACGUCAAGGGAGGCACGCUGAUCCAGUACGAGGGGAAGCUGCGUCUGCUGGAGAUCGCCCAGGUGCCCAAAGCCCACGUGGACGAGUUCAAGUCGGUGUCCAAGUUCAAGAUCUUCAACACCAACAACCUGUGGAUCUCCCUGGCCGCCAUGAAGAGGCUGCAGGAGCAGGAGACCAUGGACCUGGAGAUCAUCGUCAACCCCAAGGCAGGAAACACCCCCCCACACACACAAACACACACACAGUCACACCAAACGCUGGACGGGGGUCUGAACGUCAUCCAGCUGGAGACGGCGGUGGGCGCCGCCAUCAAGUGCUUCGACAACGCCCUGGGGAUCAACGUGCCCCGCAGCCGCUUCCUGCCCGUCAAGACCACGUCGGACCUGCUGCUGGUCAUGUCCAACCUGUACAGCCUGGAGGCCGGCUCGCUCACCAUGAGCCCCCGCAGGGAGUUCCCCUCCACGCCGCACGUCAAGCUGGGCAGCUCCUUCACCAAGGUCCAGGAGUACCUGACCCGGUUCGAGAGCAUCCCGGACAUGCUGGACCUCGACCACCUGACCGUCUCCGGGGACGUCACCUUUGGCAAGAACGUGUCGCUCAAGGGCACCGUCAUCAUCAUCGCCAACCACGGAGACCGGAUCGAUAUUCCGGCUGGCUCCAUGCUGGAAAACAAGAUUGUGUCCGGAAACCUCCGCAUCCUGGACCAUUGAGGGGGUACCCGCCCCCACCCCGGUCAUGUGACCCCCUCCCUUUCCUCGCUGACGCCAGCAGAUUGAUUGGAGGUGACUGUUCCCCUUAGGGCCGGAGCCAAAGCAGCCCCCGCUGAGUGGGAGCCGGGAUCUGGCGCCCCCUGCUGGCACACACGCCCCCUUUCAGAAUAUUCACCAUUAGCUCUUCAUCGCUGCCAUUUAAAAAAUACUAGGAAAGAAAUCUGAGAAAAAAAACAUUUUUUGCCUUUUUUCUCUCUCCGUAGAUUUGAUUUGUUUUCUCUUUUUUUUUCUUUAGCUGUAGAAUCCAACCUCUAAAGUAGAUUUCAGAUGGACGGGAAACGCAGAGGUAAAGCUAUUGAGAAGUUUUCACCAUUUACUGAAAGCACAAAGACGUCACCCCAGGAUUCAGUUCUCACCUCUGCCUGGAGAAACCCGCCCAGUGACCAGAGGAGUCAUUUAGUAGAGGCAGAAUACUUAAAGCAUGCAGCCCUUUCUUCAUUUUUCUGUUUGUCUCACAACA
Molecule: messenger RNA, 2663 nt
Organism: Menidia menidia (Atlantic silverside)
Lineage: Eukaryota; Metazoa; Chordata; Actinopteri; Atheriniformes; Atherinopsidae
Source: the annotation of a GenBank genome assembly